This is a messenger RNA of Symbiodinium pilosum, 816 nucleotides long. Lineage: Eukaryota; Dinophyceae; Suessiales; Symbiodiniaceae. The record is from the annotation of a GenBank genome assembly.
AUGCUACCUUUUCAGUUGAAACCCUCUGACAGCCCAGGCCCAGAUGUUCGGACGGUAGCUCGAGUGGUCACAGUUGAGAAGGAAAAAGAAAAGGUCGCCACCAACGACGCAAACGAGAGUGACUGGAAGGACAAGUGCAUGCUACUUGAGGACGAGAAGGUGGACUUGGAGAACAAGAUUGCAGAGUUGAACCAACAGGUCACGGUGCUAGCAGAGAAGCUUCAAGAAGUGGGAGGAGAGCAGGCCAUACGCGAGGUGCAAGAAAAAAUCAAGCUGAGCCCUGUCAGAAAAAAGAAGAAGAAGCAACGGGCCUAUCAGCGUCUGUACGAGGACGCCCAGCGACGGAUCAUCAAUAUGCGGGUUCAGGCCAAGUCUUUGGCAGAAGAACAAGAGAAGGAGAUCGGCCAGUGGCGAAAGACAGUGGUGGGAGAGAAGUCUAUCAAGAUCAUCGAAAAUAUCAGCAAGAUGCACAAAGCCGUCAGCACCGCCCAGCGACGCCUGACGCAUGCGAUGCUGCAGUUUCAGGUUGAGAACCUGAACCAGGGCUUCGAGGACGGCCAGGACAGCCAGGAGCUACCUCUGGAGGACAGCCAGGACACUCAGGACACGCAGGAUAGCAACGAGGCUGCCAGGGAGGAGAUGCACUCCGUUUGGGAUGAUGAUGACGAAGAAGAGGAUGAGGAGGGUGAGCUGAGCCCCCUCCCCCUUUCCUUGAACCUACCAAAGAGCUCUCAGUCUCGAGCUGGUCAAGGCUCCUCCGGCAGCUUCAUGAAGCGCUUCAGCUUUGGGGUCACAGCGGCAUGUUUGAUCUCCUAG